Molecule: messenger RNA, 898 nt
Organism: Tribolium castaneum (red flour beetle)
Lineage: Eukaryota; Metazoa; Arthropoda; Insecta; Coleoptera; Tenebrionidae
Gene: Dhrs4
Product: Dehydrogenase/reductase 4
Exons: 6
Coding region: 82-858 (258 amino acids)
Molecular function (GO): carbonyl reductase (NADPH) activity
Source: RefSeq, marked provisional
CACUAAAUAAUCUUAAAAACAACCCAAGAGCUGAAAAAAUUGUCAUUUAAUAACCGUACACAAGCCUUUUUGUUUGCUAACAUGAGUGGAUUCGCUGGGCCUAUAACCCGUCUAGCUGGGAAAAUCGCAAUUGUGACAGCUUCAACCGAUGGUAUUGGCUUUGCCAUUGCCCAGCGUUUGGCCCGAGAGGGGGCCAAAGUGAUCGUCAGCAGCCGCAAGCAAAACAACGUUGACGAAGCUGUCUCACGGCUCAAGUCGGAGGGCUUGGACGUCACUGGCUUAAUGUGUCAUGUCUCGAAAGCCGACCACCGUAAGAAGCUGUUCGAUACUGCGAAAAAACUUGGAGGGCUUGAUAUUCUCGUGUCCAAUGCUGCGGUUAAUCCAUCGGUGGCCCCAGUUUUGGAUUGCGAUGAAUCGUCCUGGGAUAAAAUAUUUGAGGUCAAUGUGAAAGCGGCGUUUUUGUUGGCCCAAGAGGCCUUGCCUUUGUUGCGUGAAAGACCGUUUGGGAGGAUUAUUUUUGUUGCGUCCAUUGCUGGGUUCCAUCCGUUUGAAUUACUAGGGGCUUAUUCGGUCAGCAAGACCGCUCUGUUUGGGCUCACUAAAGCGGCAGCUUCGCAAUUAGCAAGGGAGAAUAUUACAGUUAAUUGUAUUGCUCCCGGAAUAAUCCAAACCAAAUUUUCAAGCGCUUUGACUGAAACCGAAGCCGCACGAGAAGAAGCCUUGUCUAGGAUCCCAAUGAACAGGUUGGGGGUCCCCCACGACAUCAGUGGAGCCGCUGCUUACCUGGCAUCAGAAGACGCUAGUUACAUGACUGGAGAAACGCUAAUUGUAGCUGGAGGAAUGCCUUCAAGACUGUAAUUUGUUAUUUUGCAAAUAAAUUUUGAACCUUCAAAAAAAC